This is a messenger RNA of Rhopilema esculentum, 445 nucleotides long. The record is from RefSeq and is a predicted model, not a curated record. Lineage: Eukaryota; Metazoa; Cnidaria; Scyphozoa; Rhizostomeae; Rhizostomatidae.
UGAAGUAUAUGCCUCUUACGGAUGCAGAGGCAUCGUAAAAACUCAAAUGGAAUUUGUGUUUUCAAAGAUUUUGUGCUUACUGUGCAUUGACUGCAAUAUGCUGAUGGAAUAAGGAACAAAAGGAGAGUUACUUUGAAAAACUGAAAAUGUUCCUUGUCGAGGAAGUUCAGAAACUUGACAGGAGUGCAAGAUGGAAUUACACAUUUCAGGUAUUGAAUUUGGAGACCAGAAAAGUUGUAGAAAACUUCACCUUGAAAGCAGCUAGACAACCAGAGCAUAGGAAUUUGAACAGAUACAGAGAUGUCCUGCCAUAUGACCACUCAAGGGUUGAGCUUGAAGCUGGAAAUACAAACUACAUAAAUGGAAAUCUUGUUGAGGUUUGUUGAAAUUAUGACUUUUGGAAACUAAAUGUGCUAAAAACUAAAGAAACCAUUGGUGUUGCUAU